Molecule: messenger RNA, 2031 nt
Organism: Paramormyrops kingsleyae
Lineage: Eukaryota; Metazoa; Chordata; Actinopteri; Osteoglossiformes; Mormyridae
Gene: c8g
Product: complement component 8, gamma polypeptide
Biological process (GO): complement activation
Cellular component (GO): membrane attack complex; extracellular exosome; blood microparticle
Molecular function (GO): complement binding
Source: RefSeq, a predicted model, not a curated record
GUGAUGAAGCGCAUGCGCAUCGUGCUUCCAGGUCCGCAGCGGGCAGCCCGCAGUGCUGGAGCACAUAGCGGUAAACCGUGUACAGCUGUAGCGCCAUCUAUGGCCUUACACAAGAAUGCCAGCAGAUGGCGCCAUGUGCGUGCAUCAGAACGAUCUUCGCAACAGAAUCGAGUCUGUAGUGUAGACAGCCAAGUGGAUUGUUAAACCACUGGCCCGCCUGAUUUUUCGCCGGCCCACUCACACUAUGAUUUCUGAUCCGCUAUGUGUAUGUCCAAAGACAGUAUACCUGUCUGUUUCGGACAUGUCCGCUAUGUCCGAAAUGCGCAAAUAUUGAUCUAGUUUUUAAAAUGAUUAAUAACAACAUUCAUGCCAAUGACACAAUGAUAAAAUUGAAGUGAUUGGAGCAAUGCAGCAGCAAGUUUCCAGCAAAUUCCCGUAAUCUUUGAGAGUUAAUGAUAAACCGGUCUAGGGAUCACAAGUCAGGGGUCUGCACUGGUGUGUCAACACUUUAUUUGCCCUGUGGGUUGAAAGUGAGGGGCAGAGAGAGACAGAGAGAAAAAGGUGUAAGAAAGGAGGACGCUAGAGGCUGAGCAGAAGGCUGAAGGCACAGGAAAAAGGGAAACAAGACAAGUGUGGGACCGCAGAGAAGACCUGGGUGAGAUGCAGGCCACAUGGUUCUAUGUGUCAGUAGUGACGGCCUUCCUACUGGGACCAGUGGGAGGCACACGAGCCAGGGGCCGCCAGAGGUCACCGGCACAGCAGCCCCUCAGCAACAUCCCUGCUGUGCACAGCCUGGAUCUGCAGCGGUUUAGUGGAAGGUGGCUCCUGAACAGUGUUGCAUCAAAGUGUCGCUACCUUCAGGAGAAUAACUUCCGGCUGGAGAGCACAUCCAUGACCCUGACGGCCUCCACCUCCCCCACUUCCCCGCUUAUUGCAUCCACCCUAAGGAAGCUGAACCAGCAGUGCUGGAACAUCACGCAGGAGUACAUCCCCACCCAGAGCAGCAGCCGUUUCCUGAUAGCAGAUCGCUAUGACAGCAUCGAAGUUGUGGUCUCGGAGACAGACUACAUCUCCUAUGCCCUCCUGUACUACCAGAAGCGUGACCAGGUCACCAUGAAGUUAUACGGGAGGUCCACCCAGCUGCCUGACAGCAUGCUGGACAGGUUUGAAGACCUGGCGGAGAAGCAGGGCAUUUCCAUCGACCACGUUUACCCCUUCCCAAAGUAUGGUGGGUCACGCUCAUCUGUCGCAUGCCUGUAUGAAUACGCUGCAUAUCCGUAUGUGAUGCGUCACAUCACUGCCCAGAACUGUGACUUUUGACCUUAGUGUAGGCCUGCAUCCGGUGGAUAAAGAGCAGCAGGGAGCAGUGUGGGGGUAUAAAUAUGGCUGCAGUGUUGUCUCACUAUUAUCUUCCUGGCCAGGUUUCUGCGAGGUCGCUGAGAAGAGUCUGUAGCACAGUGAGUGAGCCGCUGUCGGUGCCCUGCUCCUCAGGCUGUGCCUGAGCCUUACCAUCUGCGCAUGUGAUGACCCUCCGGCCCUGCAGGGGCGCUCCUCACACCACUACUUCCCCUUACUGUCUGUGGCUGUGAUGACCCUCCCAUCCUACAGGGUGCACUCGUCACACUCCUGCUUCUCCAUGCUGAUGUGCCACUCCACACUUCCUGUUUCAAUUAUUAUUAUUUGUAUUAUUUAUUAUUUACCUUUGACUUGCCUUUCUGUUUUUUUUUUCUAUAAACUGCAAUACUAUGUAGAUGCAUCUGAUGGUGCAGUAUAACCAUGUAGCAUCAUUGUCCAGGUCUAGAUUAGCUUCAGAUUAAUGAAAUCCUGGCCCUGACAGAUCUUUGUUUUCCAGGCUUAUGACGGCUGGAUUGUGGGACACCCCAUCAUGUGACCUGGGAGUGAUGAAGUGCUUUGUCUCUCUGUGGGAUCACCCCCAUCUCCCCCUGCUGGUCAUUGUUUCAGCUUGGGGCCUCAUUAAUGCCCAUGUGUAAACACACUGCUGGCCUACAUCUGUAAUAAACUCUGUUUCAA